AUGUCGAACCCUCAAAAUCAGAAACCAUGGAAGGCGGAAUACGCGAAGUCGGGGCGAUCGUCAUGCAGGACGUGCAAGAGCCCCAUUGCCAGCGAAACGCUGCGUCUCGGCAAGAUGGUCCAAUCCUCCAAGUUCGAUGGCUUCAUGCCGAUGUGGAAUCAUGCUGCUUGCAUCUUGAAGAAAGCUAAUCAGAUAAAAUUAGUUGAAGAUGUUGAAAACUUGGAGUCGCUUCGUUGGGAAGACCAGCAGAAUAUCAGAAAAUACAUAGAGAGUGGCAGUGGGAGUGGCGGCAGCAGUAGCAGUGCCACAAAGUCAGGCUCAAAAGCUGUCAAAGAUACUGAAUGUGGUAUUGAAGUUUCACAAACUUCUCGUGCUACUUGCAGGGAUUGCAGUCAAAAAAUUAUCAAAGGAGAGGUGGGUUUUAUUGUUGCUCUCAUGUACCAGAGCCUCUAUGGCCAAGUGGUCUCUAGAUGGGCCAUGGUGGGAGGUGCUAAUUGGGGGCCUAAGUCCCUCCUAAAUUCUGGCCACCGCAAUCGUGUUCGUAUAUCUACAAAGCCUGAUGGUCAAGGUGCUAAAGGUUUGGCUUGGCACCAUGCCAAGUGUCUCCUGGAAUUAUUGCCAUCAAUUCAAGUGGAUAAGUUAUCAGGAUGGAAUAGUCUCUCAUCUUCUGAUCAAUCAGCUGUCAGUGACUUUGCUAAGAUGUGUCAUCCCAUGAACAAGGGGGGUGGUAGUGGUACAACCAUUCAGACUGAAAAGGGUGAAGAAUCCACAAAACAGCACACUUCCAAAGGUGGUAUAAAGCGGGGGAAAGAUGUUGAUAGUGAGCGCAAAUCAAAAGUUGCUAAGGCCAAGGGAGACGUGUCUGCAAGCAGUGCAGUGUCAGUGAAGGAUUAUAGUGAAUCAGGGGAAGCAUGUGAUCUAGAGAAGAAGAUGGAGACCCAGAGCAAAGAACUCUGGGCUCUGAAGGAUGAUCUCAAAAAUCAUGUGACAACAACUGAGUUGCGUGUAAUGCUGGAAGCUAAUGAUCAAGAUUCAACAGGAUCAGAACUUGAUUUACGUGACCGUUGUGCUGAUGCAAUGAUGUUUGGAGCACUUGGUCUUUGCCCAAUAUGUUCCAGCUUUCUGCGUUACACUGGAGGAAUGUACCGUUGCACUGGAUAUGUUUCUGAGUGGAGUAAAUGUUCUUACUCUACCUGCGAACCAAGACGAAUUGAAGCGAAGUGGAAAAUCCCAGGAGAAACAAAUAAUCAGUACCUUAAAAAGUGGUUCAAGUCUCAAAAAGGGAAGAAACCAGUUAGGAUAUUGCCUCUUCAAUCACCAAGGAAAUCUGCUGAAAGUGAAAUUACUGCUACUCAACAUCAAUCAUCGAACAGUGAAAAUUUUCAAGAUAUGAAAGUUGCUAUCUGUGGAUUAGCUAAUGACUCUAUUGAAGAAUGGAAACACAAGAUUGAUGGCAUAGGUGGAAUGUUUCAUGCAAAAGUAAAGAAAGAUACUAACUGCUUGGUGGUUGGUGGAGCACUCAAAGAUGAAGCUGAGAUGCGGAAGGCAAGGAGGAUGAAAAUACCAAUAGUCAGAGAGGACUACUUGAUUGACUGCAUACAAAGAAAGAAGAGACUUCCAUUUGAUAUGUACAAGGUUGAAAUGAUUGGUGAGGCUUCUAGCAUGGUCACCAUUAAAGUGAAGGGGCAAAGUGCUGUUCAUGAGGCUUCUGGCCUGCAGGAUUCCUGCCACAUACUUGAGGAAGGAAAAAGCAUAUAUAACACAACUUUGAAUAUGUCUGAUUUGUCUACUGGUAUUAACAGCUACUACAUUCUCCAGAUAAUUCAAGAAGAUAAGGGUUCAGAUUGCUAUGUGUUUCGGAAAUGGGGCCGAGUAGGAAAUGACAAGAUUGGAGGAAAUAAACUUGAUGAAAUGCCAAAAUCUGAUGCAAUCCGUGAAUUCAAACGAUUAUUCUAUGAGAAAACUGGAAACCCUUGGGAGGCGUGGGAACAAAAGACUAUUCAGAAACAACCUGGGAGAUUUUUCCCAUUGGAUAUUGAUUAUGGAGUUAACAAGCAGGUCUCAAAAAAGAAAAGGAAUGAUAAUGACAGCAAACUACCCCCUCCAUUAAUAGAAUUGAUUAAAAUGUUAUUCAAUGUGGAAACAUACAGAGCUGCCAUGAUGGAGUUUGAGAUUAAUAUGUCUGAAAUGCCACUUGGUAAACUGAGCAAAAGCAAUAUCCAAAAGGGUAUGUUGAUACAUUACUCAUUAUCAUUGUUUGAUUUUAUGUUGGUAUGCUUCGGCUUCCCAGGGUUUGAAGUAUUGUCAGAGAUACAAAAUCUGUUAAAAAAUAGCAAUCCUGAUUCAUCAGUAAAGGAAAGCUUACUUAUUAAUGCCAGCAACCGGUUCUUCACCAUGAUCCCUUCUAUUCAUCCACAUAUUAUUAGGGAUGAGGGUGAUUUUAAGUCCAAGGUGAAAAUGUUAGAAGCCCUUCAAGACAUUGAAAUAGCCUCAAGAUUAGUUGGAUUUAAUGCCAACAAUGAGGACUCAAUUGAUGAUAAUUAUAAGAAGCUCCACUGUGAUAUGUCUCCACUUCCUCAUGAUAGUGAAGACUUUUGUUUAAUUGAGAAGUUUCUUCAUAAUACUCAUGCCCCUACACAUACGGACUGGAGUCUAGAACUAGAAGAAGUGUUUUCACUAGAAAGGGAAGGUGAAUUUGAUAAGUUUGCUCCUUACAGGGAUAAACUUGGAAACAGGAUGCUCCUAUGGCAUGGUUCUAGGUUGACAAACUUUGUGGGCAUUCUUAGCCAAGGACUCAGAAUUGCACCUCCUGAAGCCCCAGCGACUGGCUAUAUGUUUGGCAAAGGGGUGUACUUUGCUGACCUUGUCAGCAAAAGUGCCCAGUAUUGCUUCACCGAUAAGAAAAAUCCUGUUGGUCUAAUGAUUUUGAGUGAAGUGGCACUUGGAAACAUCUAUGAGCUCAAGAAAGCCAAGUAUAUGGAUAAACCUCCCGAAGGAAAGCACUCUACUAAAGGAUUGGGCAAGAAAAUGCCUCAAGAAUCGGAAUAUGCAAAGUGGAGGGGCGAUGUCACUGUUCCUUGUGGCAAACCAGUGCCAUCAAAUGUCAAGGCUUCUGAGCUCAUGUACAAUGAGUAUAUUGUUUAUAAUACUGCCCAAGUUAAGAUGCAAUUCUUGUUGAAGGUGAGUCCAUCUGGGAUUCCUAGACUUGUCUUGAUAAGGUCUCAUUUUGAGUUGGCUGGAGAUCUUUCAACUUUUUUUUGGGGCAUGUAUCUGGACUGGGCAAAUUCAUAA
Molecule: messenger RNA, 3291 nt
Organism: Sphenostylis stenocarpa
Lineage: Eukaryota; Viridiplantae; Streptophyta; Magnoliopsida; Fabales; Fabaceae
Source: the annotation of a GenBank genome assembly